AUGGAAUGGUGCAAUAAAAAUACUUCAAUUAAAUACUUAUUCAAGUAUAUAAACAACGGUUCUGAUAGAAUUUUAGAUGUUAUUGUACCUUCUGAAACAACCAACAAAGUUGAUGAAAACAACAUUGAUGAGAUCAAACAGUAUCUAGAUUGUAGAUAUAUUUCCCCAAGUGAAGCAUGCUGGAGGAUAUUGUCAUAUUCAAUACAUGGAAGGAAACCUAUUAUAGAGAGGUUGUUCUUUCACAUGGAAGGCAAAAAAAUUGUUUACUACAAAGAUUAUGAGAAAAUUAGUAAUGUUUUGACUAAGGCAAGUGUUACAGAAUCCAUGUUUACAACUUGGUUUAAGGCGAACAAAAAAUUUGAAGAGGUCAAGUUGCUUACUUAUGGAAAAUUUGUUUCAAAAAGUUUCUAUGUUAAGAAAACCAGGUCUUGGAAGCCACGAAAGAGAGGAUACACCAUUGGUCGACUAACUUGGUUUCCACAUAGUACGGGAGAGUUGUAUUAUCUACCUAUGGUGUUAACCAUAAAGAAAUGUCCAAUAAGCUACAAUGACAUUAAAAAGGUUGAUGGUUUCCAACACGAUACCUUUUGA
Messenger RNA from Lathyrus oleraceus (garden pea), 591 nucleotides. RefSeq lists its product as uncharacterized. Bases 1 to 591 code for a protein of 196 amino acids. The record is from RefSeq and is a predicted model, not a curated record. The transcript has a single exon. NCBI's taxonomy places the organism in Eukaryota, Viridiplantae, Streptophyta, Magnoliopsida, Fabales, Fabaceae.